Messenger RNA from Menidia menidia (Atlantic silverside), 2973 nucleotides. The record is from the annotation of a GenBank genome assembly. Lineage: Eukaryota; Metazoa; Chordata; Actinopteri; Atheriniformes; Atherinopsidae.
AUGGAUAAAACACAGGAAUUAGGAGAGGAGGUUGUUGGGAAAAAAGUGCCUGAAAACGACAGCAGUGUGGGGGUGCAGCCAGAGGACGUGGAGACGGGGGAAACCGGAGGAAACUCGGCAGGUGGCACUGAGGCCGCAGAGGGGCCUCUGCCAGAGUCUGCCGCAGGAGAUAACCUGUGUGCUGUCUGCGGCUUUACAGCCAAGCACGCGAGAUCGCUGAAGAUUCACCAUGCGCGAAAGCACGGAAAGAACUCGGAUAAAACCCCCAAAUCUCCGGAGCCUAGUCAAAAUGUCUCUGAUGUCGCUGCAGCCGAAAUCCAGCAGGAGACGGCGGUCACAAAGACGGAGAGGGAAGCUGGAAAGAGGCAAAACCAGACGUCUGAUCUGGAUGAGAUGAAGUCAGCGGCCAGUGACGAUGGCUCAAAGAGUUUAACUAAGAAGCAAAAGGUAGCAGAGAAGCUGCAGGAAGAUCAGGAUGAGUUGAUCCUCACCCAGGAGAGAAGAGUGAGCAAACGAAUCCCAAAACCUAAGAUUAUUUAUUCCUGCAAUUACUGUGGCCAAGAGUUUAGGGACAAGUCUCCUCUUGAUGUUCACGUCAAAAGAUACCAUGCCAAAGAUGUUCCAUUCUCAUUUGAUGCCGAUGAGAAUGUGGAAGCGCAAGAGGAGUCAGAGGACCACGGCGACCCGGGGGCGGCGGCGCCAGCGCGCCUGGCGACCAAACGCGCCCUCAGCCGGUUCCAGCUGAAGUGCCCCAGCUGCGACUUCCGGGUCAGCACGGCCGCCGUGCUGGAGAGGCACGCCCGCGUGAAACACCCGGCCACCCAGUGGUUCCGCUGCAAAGUCUGCAACUUCUUCGCGGCCACAUCGCAGUGGAUGGACGCCCACCUGUCCUCGGACGGCCACUCGCAGCAGCAGAACGGGAAGAAGGCGGCGGAACCCUCCUCGUUCGACGCGUGUGUCGAGACCGUGAGCAGGGACGGCGCCGAGGCAGCUGACCCGGUCGAUCAGAUGGCAGGAGAUGACAGGAAAGCUGCUUCGAAAGAGGGCAAACUGGAAACUAGUGAGGCGGCAGAAGGUGACAAAUCCGAGCUGGGUGAGGAGGAGGAGGGGGAGGAAGAAGAAGAAGAAGGAGAAGAAGAAGAAGAAGACGUAGACCUAGGCCCUCCCAGGAAGAAGAGAGGGAGACCAAAGCAAGGCUCUACCACUACUUGUGGAUACUGUGGCCUGGUGGUGUCCAACGCGACCAACCUCAGCGUUCACGUCCGCCGCAAACACAGCAAAGACUACGGCUACAGCUGCACGCUGUGCAAUUACAACUGUGUGACCAAAGGGGACAUGGACCGCCACUGCUUCACCAAGAAGCACGUGAAGCGAGUGCAGGAGGGCCCGAGUAAGAACCCCGCCACGGGUCACACCAGCGCAUCCAUGCCCGAGUCCACCAGCACGCCUGCCUCCAGCACCAGCGCCUCCACGCCAACAGAGGAGCCCGACAAAGCGGAGGAGCAGACGCAGCCGGAUGCCGGCGAGCCCAAAGGGAAGUACGACUCGGUCAAUGCGUGCAGCCUCUGCGAUUUCGUGGCCCAGUCCAUCCCCUCGCUGCACCUUCACGUCAAGAGAAAGCACACCAAAGAUUUCGAGUUCGUCUGCCUGGCGUGUGGCUACUACGCCGUCACCAGCAGGGAAAUGUACCGGCACGCCAGCACGGACAAGCACAAGCAGAAAAGCCAGAGGUACCUGGCACUGCAAGGGGGCGAGGGCCAAAAGGCUCCAGAGAUCCCAGCAAAGCCCAAGAUAGACGAAAGUCCCAGCCCUGACAGCGAACGCCCCGACCCCCCAGAGGCGCCGGGGUCCUCUGACAGUCAGGACGCGGAGGUCCAGAGCCCACCGGCGUCCAGCACCUCAGAGGCUGUGGCCGCUGAGGCAGGAGGUGAAGAUGAAAAGCAAGCAGAGACCAUUACAUCCUCUGCUGAUGCCGAACCGGGUCCGACCGACCAGGCAUUGGAGCCGGCGGCUCCGCUAGAACCCCAGCAGGUUUUGGAAGAGCCCGCGGAGGAAAAGGACAAACAGACGGAGGACGAGGGCUUGAAGGAAAACGUGACGAUUGUGGAUACUCAAAUGUCCAAAGCUCCUCCCUUCGAUGCCUCCAUCGUGUCCGUGAAGGCCCUCGCCGAGCAGGAGCACUCGCUGGAAGGUGAGCCCUCUGCGGUGUGUCUGACCGGCGGGGCGGCCUCCGGGCUCCCCUCCCCCAGUUCUGCUUAUGUCCGAAAGCUCAAGUCCAAGGAGGCGAAGACGAGGGAGGAGGCCAGAGGGGGCAGCUCCCGCAUCCGCUGCGAGGACUGUGGCUUCAUGGCGGACGGAAUCAGCGGCCUCAACGUCCACAUCUCCAUGAAGCACCCGUCCAAAGAGAGGCACUUCCACUGCCUGGUGUGCGGCAAGUCCUUCUACACCGAGAGCAACCUGCACCAGCACCUGACCAGCGCCGCCCACCUGCGCAACGAGCAGAACAGCGUGGAGGAGCUGCCCGAGGGCGGCGCCAGCUUCAAGUGCGUGAAGUGCACCGACCGCUUCGAGUCCGAGCAGGACCUGUUCUUCCACAUCAAGGAGAAGCACGAGGAGCUCCUGCGGGAGGUCAACAAGUACGUCCUGGAGGACACGGAGCAGAUCAACCGCGAGCGCGAGGAGAACCAGGGGAGCGUGUGCAAGUACUGCGGAAAGGUGUGCAAGAGCAGCAACUCCAUGGCCUUCCUGGCACACAUCCGCACCCACACGGGAUCGAAGCCCUUCAUGUGCAAGAUCUGCAACUUUGCAACCGCCCAGCUGGGAGACGCCAGGAACCACGUGAAGAGGCACCUGGGCAUGCGGGAGUACAAGUGCGACAUUUGCGGACUCAGCCAGAUAAGUUUUCGGCAAGCAGGUUUUCAGAUUACCAGUCGAGACGACUUGGAGGAGCAGUUUCCAGAGCGGCUCCUAUAG